GAGACCGGCUUGGCAAUUAGCGCACUGUUUUAAUAAUGCGUCUACUGAUUGCGUCUCUCCUGCUGCUGUCCUGCGGGGUGGCUCUGGCCGUCGGCCAGAUCGACUUCAAAAAUUUACCCAUCAAGAUAAAUGAAUAUCUUAAUUCAAAAAUUAUGACGCCGGAAAUGGAAAAGACGUUUGAGUUAUUUCGGCAGAGGAAGACAAUGAAACCUUACACUAGCACGUUUGACAUGCCACUGCUUGAUGGACUCGACGAAAAGGAAAUCAGCAAGGCAGUUUGUGACACGUGCACUUUAAUGGUGGACACAAUUUUUUCGUGGAUUGAUGCCGGUGACACGCGCCAGCAGAUCAUAGAUAAGUACGUUACACUUUGCACUGACACCAAUUUUGCUAGCCCGAACGUGUGCCGUGCCACAGCCGAAAUCAGAUUCGAUCUAGGUUAUUGGUUAUAUACAACGAAGAACGGCACCCAGUACCCUAUCACGGCUCAAGAUGUGUGUGGAUUUAAUUACUUCGCCGACUGUUGGGUCGGAGGGCCGCAAUACGAAUGGACUUUGGAUCUAAACUUUUUAGGACCAAAACCUACACCCGACACUCCCCAGCUGCCAGAACCAAGCUCGCCGACUCUGAAAGUCCUGCAGUUCACCGACAUUCACAUAGACCCAAAUUAUUUGGUUGGUGGCAACGCCGAGUGCGAAGACCUUAACUGCUGCAGGUUCGAUCAGGGAGCACCGGCAAACUCCAGUGCCGCAGCAGGAUACUGGGGAGACUAUCGAGAUUGCGACACCCCUUAUCAUGCCUUCGAGAAUAUGCUACAGCAGGCUGCUACUCACACAGACAUUGCGUACAUUAUUUUCACAGGAGACAUCAUUGACCACGGCACGUGGGCCACUUCCACAAGUACCAAUCGCGACUCAAUCAUUUACGCCUUUACAUCAAUGGUGAAUUAUUUCCCUAACGCUGUAAUCUUGCCAAUCGUGGGAAAUCACGAGUCUCAUCCCACUCACAAUUUUGUUUCCGACCUGCCUGAGGUCCCUGCAAGCAUUUCAACUGGCUGGUUGUAUUCCAUCGCUGAAUACAUUUGGAGCGCCUGGAUCCCAAACGCUAGGGAAACCAUUCUGAAAGGUGGUUUUUACUCCUAUCAGGUCAAUCCUGGACUUAAGGUCAUCGGCCUGAAUAACAUUUUCUGCUACAAUUACAACUGGUGGUUGCUCUACGAAAAUGAGGACCCUGCAGGUCAGCUUAUCUGGUUCGCCCAAGAGCUGUUAGCCUCCGAGCAGCAAAAUCAAAAAGUGCACGUUUUGGCACACAUCCCCAGCAGCUCAGACUGCAUGCCCAAUUGGCAGAAAGAGUACCUUCGCAUCCUGGACAGAUUUGAAAAUACGAUUGUUGCGAUGUUCCAUGGACACACUCACAACGAACAUUUCAACAUUUAUUACGACCCAAAUAACCGCACCAGGGCAACUGGAGUAGGUUUCAUCGGCGGUUCAGGCACCGCCUUUAGCAAUGUUAAUCCCAACUACAGAAUUUAUACCAUUGAUGGCGACUACCAAGGAUCCUCCUACAGAGUACUUGACCACGAAACUUGGUCUUUUAACUUGACUGAAGCCAACUUGAAUGGACCCGAUGUCCCACCCACGUGGACUCAAUUGUACAGCUUCAAGGAUGCAUUUGGGCUAAGCUCUCUGCUACCCCAAGACCUUGACGCUUUUGUUUCUCGACUUGCUAAUGACGCUAACCUGCAGGACUUGUACUAUCGCCUUUACUGGACUGCUGGAGAUCCGUCCCUUGCUGCCACUUGUGACGUUGCAUGCAGAAGGAACCUCGUUUGCGAGAUAGUCAGAAACCUUCAAGGAGAUGAUUCAAAGUGUGCCGAUUUUCUUCCUUGAUUUGUAAGCUGAAUUUAAACCGGCCAAAAUGGAAAUAAAGAAUAAAUAAAAAUUGCAACACUCA
Messenger RNA from Neocloeon triangulifer, 1953 nucleotides. Its product is annotated as sphingomyelin phosphodiesterase-like. Gene Ontology annotation, molecular function: acid sphingomyelin phosphodiesterase activity. Gene Ontology annotation, cellular component: lysosome. Bases 36 to 1889 code for a protein of 617 amino acids. The record is from RefSeq and is a predicted model, not a curated record. Lineage: Eukaryota; Metazoa; Arthropoda; Insecta; Ephemeroptera; Baetidae. Gene Ontology annotation, biological process: sphingomyelin catabolic process; ceramide biosynthetic process. The transcript has 9 exons.